AUCAGCGAAUUUGAUGCGAAUUUAACGCGAUGCGACUUCUAGAUCAGAUCAGUUUCAUCGACACUAUCAAGAUGAAGGGUGCUCUUGUACUGGCAGUGAUAUUAGCUGGCCUAGUUGCCGUCCAGGCCGAUUGGGAACGAAAUAAGGUGUACAAGUACGAAGUCAAGACUAAAACUUUGAAAUAUUGGUCACAGUCGCCAAGCGACCCGGCUGGCAUAUAUUCUCGCCACCAUUUGAUCCUUAAACCAUAUUCUGACGAAGUUAUCAUUGGCAAAAUUACCCAAGCCGAAUUUGGUAAAGUGAAAGAACUGCGUUACGAAGACGACAAUCGAGACAACUACGAGUCGGCCGAAGGAAAUUUCGAGAAUUCGGCAUUGAGCAAACCAUUCAAGAUUAAUCUAAAAAGUGGUGUCAUUGAAUCACUCGGCGUUGAUGGUUCAUUGUCCACUUUUGAAGUGAAUCACUUGAAAUUGAUUAUGAACCCGUUCCAAGUCGUUACAAACCGUCAAAGUGGAAACUCACGAGAAUCGGGGAAUGAUCGGAAAGGUUACUCACGAGAAUACUCACAAGAAUCAAGCGAGAAUCAAUUACCACAAGCCGGCAGUAACACAGCCUACUACAAAAAGACUAUGGAAUCGACUGGACGUUGUGAAACCAUCUACGACAUCUCACCAAUCGCCGACUAUUUGGUCAAAUCGCACCCUGAAUGGGAUCCAUUGCCCGAAACAAACGAAGGAAACGGAGAAUUCAUUGAAGUACUUAAGACCAAGAACUCGGCUAACUGUGAGGGAAGACGAAAUGUCCUAACAACUGCUAGCAACUACUUGAGCGAUAUGGGUGUGAGCGUGGGUGAUUUGUCCAUUGUCGAAAAGCAGCGCAUUGUAGUUUAUGGUUCAGUGAACCGUUUUAUCAUCAAAUCGGCACGUGCCGCUGCUAAACUGAUUCACAGUCGCCGAAACACUCCACUCUUAGCUGCCUACGUUAACUCUACAUUGGAGUCGGUGGAACCAGCUUCCGAACGAUCUACGCAAGAUUUGCCUCAAAAUUUGAAGAUCGUCGAAAAUUUGAACUACGAUUUCAAUCCCAAAAUGAACGAACAUCAAGCUGUCGAACCACAACUCGGGUCUGGAGGUGUCGGAGCUGAAUAUCGUUGGGGCACUUGCUGGGUUAUUCCGACUUGUGGCAACGUAUUUGAUUGCUGCCGUUUCGACUUUGGUGACGAAUGGACUGCCACACGUAAAGUGAAAAAAUGCGGUUUCUUGAACAUGGGCAUUUCUUAUGAAUGUAAACGUGAAUAAAAUGCAGAAGAAACUGGUUGAAUCCACUUUUGAGACCUGGAUGUUCUUGAUGGCAUCUGAAAAUUCAUCUUAUUUAUUAUCCAAAAACUUGGUCACUGGCGAGUCAUAUCCCUUGACUGUAUCCAUUUUCGGUUUAAAACUAUAAUAAAGCAUUUGAAAAAUCC
Bradysia coprophila is the source of this 1462-nucleotide messenger RNA. Its product is annotated as vitellogenin-1-like. Lineage: Eukaryota; Metazoa; Arthropoda; Insecta; Diptera; Sciaridae. Gene Ontology annotation, biological process: lipid transport. Gene Ontology annotation, molecular function: lipid carrier activity. The record is from RefSeq and is a predicted model, not a curated record.